AUUAAAGCGGUCGGGCUGUCUGGCUGGCUGGUUGGGCCGUCAGGGCCGCGGACCGCCAGUCUCGAGCUGCGAGUUCCCUUCUCUUCAGCUGCUGCGCUGACAGUAGCAUGCCCCCCCGGCCCCGAGGACCCCCCGCCGGGCCGGCUUAGAGAAGACGCGGCUGCCCAGCACUUGGGCCAGGCGGUCCCUGCCCGCUCCUCCUCUGUCGCUGGAGAACCGCCGGGCUGAGCCGCUGGGAGAAGCAGGCCAGAGCCUUCCGGGGCCUCGGCCCGGGGACCCGUGGAGGAUGAGCUGGCUCUUCCCUCUGACCAAGAGCGCCUCCUCCUCCGCAGCUGGGUCCCCCGGUGGUCUCACCAGCCUCCAGCAGCAGAAGCAGCGCCUGAUCGAGUCCCUCCGGAACUCACACUCCAGCAUAGCUGAAAUACAGAAAGAUGUGGAAUACAGGUUGCCUUUCACUGUAAAUAACCUGACAAUUAACAUUAAUAUAUUGCUUCCUCCACAAUUUCCUCAGGAAAAACCAGUGAUCAGUGUUUAUCCACCAAUACGGCAUCACUUAGUGGAUAAACAAGGAGUGUAUGUUACCUCUCCAUUAGUAAGCAAUUUUACAAUGCAUUCAGAUCUUGGGAAAAUUAUUCAGAGUCUAUUGGAUGAGUUUUGGAAGAAUCCUCCAGUUUUAGCUCCUGCUUCAACAGCAUUCCCAUACCUGUACAGUAACCCAGGUGGGAUGCCUCCUUAUGCUUCUCAGGGUUUCCCAUUUCUUCCUCCGUAUCCCCCACAAGAAGCUAACAGGACUAUCAGCUCUUUAUCUGUUGCUGACACUGUUUCUUCUUCAACAACAAGUUAUACAACCACCAAACCGGCUGCUCCUUCAUUUGGUGUCCUUUCAAAUCUGCCAUUGCCCGUUCCCACAACAGACACUUCAACACCGAUAAGCCAAAAUGGUUUUGGUUACAAGAUGCCCGAUAUUCCUGAUACAUUUCCAGAACUCUCAGAACUAAGUGUGUCACAACUUACAGAUAUGAAUGAGCAAGAGGAUGUAUUACUAGAGCAGUUUGUGACUUUGCCUCAACUAAAACAAAUUAUUACUGACAAGGAUGACUUAGUAAAAAGUAUUGAGGAACUAGCAAGAAAAAAUCUCCUUUUGGAGCCCAGCUUGGAAGCCAAGAGGCAAACUGUUUUAGAUAAGUAUGAAUUACUUACACAAAUGAAAUCAACUUUUGAAAAGAAGAUGCAAAGGCAGCAUGAACUUAGUGAGAGCUGUAGUGCAAGUGCUCUACAGGCAAGAUUAAAAGUAGCUGCACAUGAAGCUGAGGAAGAAUCUGAUAAUAUUGCAGAAGAUUUCUUGGAGGGAAAAACGGAUAUAGAUGAUUUUCUCAGUAGCUUCAUGGAAAAGAGAACAAUUUGCCACUGUAGAAGAGCCAAGGAAGAGAAACUUCAACAAGUGAUAGCAAUGCACAGCCAGUUUCAUGCUCCACUAUAGGACUGGAUUUGGCUGCAAAGACUAGCUCCAACCUCAAGUUUAAGUAAAAGCUUGUGUUCCUGGAUAAUGCAGGAAAACAGCCCAAAUGUAGGAAAGCACACCUGUCUCCUGGGAGUGAAAGCAUGAGGCCAUCCGUAACCAAAGCAGCUCUUCUUCCUUAGAUUUUCCUGAAAACAUGAACUGCAAAGAGAGGAAUGGGACACAAAACUAAGCACAUUUAUAUUUAUGAUUUGCAAAUUGGCAUUUCAUCACAAGGCUGAAUUCCUAGAUGUAUUAUAUAGGUUGUAUACAGAACUGAGACUGAUUUUGUACAGAUUAGAAUGAUUGCUAUGAUCUUUGCUUUGAAAAUUUUUUCUGCACUAUUUGCACUAAAAAUGUUUAUUUAUUGUUGAUAAAUUCUAUCAUAUUUAAAUUCUACUGCUGUUCCUCUCUUAUUAUUGAUUAAAUACCUGUGCAUGUAAUUUUAGCUACUCUCAAUAUUUUAUAAAAUUACUUCAUUUCAAUUUGUAUUUUUAAUUUGAAACUGCCUCAUUUCUUUAUCAAGGAUAGUUUGCUUAGAUUUUUUUUCCUCUCAACCCUUUUUGAAAAAUUACUAUUUCAACUGUAGAAAGAUUCUUAUUUUUUUCUUUCUUUCUAGAUGAUAAAACUUUGAAAAAUAAUUUGUUUUUAAAUAUUCACAGUGUCAGGAAACACCAAACCUGCCAAUGUGCCAUCUCGAGUAAUUUUUAAUACACAGAAUAAAUGAAAAGGAUAAACCAGCUGUUUUAUAUACUCUUAUUUUUAAAAUUAAAGAUGCAUUUAAAAGGCAAUACAGGUAAAUAAAUAUUUUACCUAAUAGAAAAAUUGCCUUUCAUUUAAACUAGUCCAACAUAAACUUUCAUGCUAGCUUUUUCAAUAUAAGUAUCUGACGGGUUUGUGGUUAGAUGAGGAUAUGCUGUCUGAAUUCUGAAGUUUAAAACAGUAUUUUGUUAAUAAAUAGUAAAGAACACAAAAGUCAGUGAAAUUUUCUGACCUUUACUGUGUUAGCUUUUCUCUUAUGAAAGCUUUAAUAAUAAAUAAAACUAAUAUUUAAUUUUUA
This is a messenger RNA of Bubalus bubalis (water buffalo), 2558 nucleotides long. RefSeq names its product VPS37A subunit of ESCRT-I (gene VPS37A). The transcript has 13 exons. Gene Ontology annotation, cellular component: ESCRT I complex. Lineage: Eukaryota; Metazoa; Chordata; Mammalia; Artiodactyla; Bovidae. The record is from RefSeq and is a predicted model, not a curated record. Bases 287 to 1480 code for a protein of 397 amino acids. Gene Ontology annotation, biological process: protein targeting to vacuole; protein targeting to membrane; ubiquitin-dependent protein catabolic process via the multivesicular body sorting pathway.